Molecule: messenger RNA, 2375 nt
Organism: Epinephelus fuscoguttatus (brown-marbled grouper)
Lineage: Eukaryota; Metazoa; Chordata; Actinopteri; Perciformes; Serranidae
Gene: lactbl1b
Product: lactamase, beta-like 1b
Exons: 7
Coding region: 1-1707 (568 amino acids)
Source: RefSeq, a predicted model, not a curated record
AUGAAGGUGAAAUGGACCCAAGUGGGUUUGGUGUUCUUCCUCGUUUUGUCACUGGUGAUGACAGGAUGCUUCCUCUGGCAAUACCAGCUGCCAAAACUGCUGCCAGUAAACGUCAGAAUGGGUCGGAAUGCCAAAUCAGAGAUGAUGUGUCCUCGCUUCCCCGAACCUCUGCCGCUGGAGCAUCCUAUCCCCAGUCUGAAAGAGGCCCUGGAGAAGGUGGACGCUUUGCUUCGGCAGAGUGUUAACCCUAUCAGCCUUCCCUCUUUGUCGGCCAUCGUGAUCUUAAAUGACACUGUUUUGUGGACUGGCAACUUUGGAAAAAGGAAUGGCAGUGACCCUCUCUCAGGACCCCCCAAUGAGUACACCAUAUACAGAAUUGCAAGCCUGUCCAAAAUCUUUCCGACACUGAUGCUGUACAAACUGUGGGAGGACGGGAAGAUCGGCUCCCUGGAUGACCCUCUGGAGAAAUACGUGGAGAACUUCACCAUCAAAAACCCUCUGGGGAAGACGCGGGACUCUGAGCUGAAAUACGUGACAGAUGGCCUGAUAUUUCUGGACAGCGGGGAGGUUCAGAUCCGCUCGUCCUCUGUCACCCUGCGCAGAAUGGCCAGCCAACUCUCAGGCCUGCCCAGGAGACUUCGGGCCACGAGUCUGCUUUGGAAAGGAAAAACUCAAUCUGCAAUCAAUCUGCUGCAAGAUGAUGUCCUCGUCGCGGACCCAGGCACCAAAUGUCACUACAGCAACCUUGCCUUCUCGCUGCUGGCUCAUGUGAUGGCCGAGCGAGUGGCCGCCGUCGACUACCAGCGGUGGAUCACAGACAACAUCCUGGACCGGCUGGGGAUGGAGGACACCGGCUUUGACAUCACCCCGGGGCUCCAGGGCCAGAUGGCUGUGGGGGUUUACUCUAACGGAAAGCCCGCACCGCUCUAUGACCUGGGCUGGUACCGACCUUCAGGUCAGAUGUUCUCCACGGCCGCAGACUUGGCCAAACUCGCCAUGGUGCUGCUGGGCGCUUACCACCGCAAGAUGCUUGAGCCAGACUCAUUGAAGAUCAUGCUGACCCCGCUCUUCAGGUGCGAUAAGGACUACUUUGCCAACCGCACCGGGACGCCGUGGGAGGUGAAUGAGCUAAUGGGCUACGAGAUGCUGCGUAAAGAUGGUGAUCUGGACGGCUACUCUGCCACCUUCUCCCUGGUGCCCAGGCUAAAGCUCGGCCUGGUGGUGCUAAUGGCGGGCAGCCGAUCGCAGAACCAGGACCUGGUCACUAAGGCCUACAGCCACAUCAUACCAGCCAUAGAAAAAGCUUUCAGGGAAGCAAGGAAGGUCCUUUCUUCACCGCCAAACCCAGAACCUUACGUCGGCUUUUUCACCUACAGCAACAUCACUUUCUACGAGAUCAAAGCCGGGGCAGACGGAGUUCUGAUCAUGCAGCAGUUUGGACCUCAGAUUGAAGAGCUCAUCCCAGAGAAGUACAGGACAAUAAAGCUCAACUUCCUGGUUGAGCGAGUCUUCAGAGUGGUUUUUGAAAAAGAGUACCCUUGUGUUUUGCGAGUCGGCACGGCCUCAGUGUCCCUGGAGGCCCAAGAUGGACAAUUAUUUAACUUCUACACAUUCGACAAGCGCGGUUUGUCCCCUGGUUUCGACGCGCCAGGACUGAACACGUACAAUGUGGUCAGAAUAGCCCGCAGGCCAACCUUCUCAAGCUGAACCGCCGCGAUGCUGCAGGCUAAAGCAAAGUGGUGUGUCCUUGGGAUAUGCGAGGGACUGUAAACAGAAAGGGUGAUGUGAAUAAUAAAAGACCAAGUGGGAGAAUUACGGUCAAAGAUGAGAUUGUGCUCUUGAUUUACAGAGAGCUCAAAGAGGCACAGCGAUACAUACAAUGUCCUGCACAGGAAACUAAUUACUUUCUCUGCCGAGUGAUGUAUAUGACUGUCCUUCAUUAUGCCUCCCGACUGUUCACAUUAUGGUGAUACAGUACAUGUUUUUCCUGCCUUCUUUGAAACCACUUUUACAUUGUCACGGCCUCCUCUGUCCUUGAGUUUGUAUGAAUAUUUACAUUGAUCUCAUUUUCAAUUCUCAGACCAUGAUUGCAGCUCCCCCAAACUAAUCGGAUCAUACAUAUUCAUCCCCCAGUGGUUAGAGGGAACAAAAUGUUUCUUUGUGUUACUAUGACCUACUGUUUGCUUCUGGCAGGUAGAACCAGGAUGUUUUCACGACACAUAAAUAUGCAUGAUGUUGAUUUAAUGUCAAGAAUCACGCACGGAGAUACAAAAAUGUUUUAGCUGCCCAAUGAGAGGCGAUUAAGGACAGAGAGGCUUUUGGUCGCCUGUGUGACCCUUUGCUGUUUAAUCCCUAAAAAAUGGACUCCAAUUUCG